UGUAAAACUAAGACAUUUAUUCAUGUAUUUAUACGUAUUUGAUUGAAACUAUGCAAAAUAUUAUUUUCCUAUUAUUGAUUUGUUUCUUUCAUUAUAUUGAAAGAAUCUAUGCUUCUGGUCGUACUGUACAUGACCAUUAUCCCAAAGUAAUGCUUCUUUCUCUUGAUGGAUUUCGUUAUGAUUACUUUGAUAUGGCUGAGAAAAGAGGUGUAAACAUGUCAGCAUUUAAAAAGAUUAAAAGUCAAGGAGUUUACAUAAAACGUAUACAAAAUGAAUUCCCUACUUUAACAUUUCCAUCACACUUUUCAAUGGUAACAGGACUGCAUCCUGAAAGUCAUGGAAUAGUAGAUAAUGUGUUUUAUGAUCCAACUAUUAAUGCAACAUUUGCAUCAAGAAAUCAGUCUACAGCAUCAGAUUCUAGAUUCUAUGAUGUUGGAGCUGAACCGAUUUGGGUAACGAACCAAUUUCAAGGUCAUAAAAGUGGAGUGACUUUCUGGAUUGGAAGUGAGGCGAAAAUCAAAGGCCAGACACCAACUUACUAUCUAUCACCCUACAAUGAAAACAUCACAUUUAUUCAGCGAAUCGAUACUUUGAUGAGUUGGUUUGAUUAUGAAAAUAUUAACCUCGGUCUUAUGUAUUAUCAUCAACCUGAUAGAGCAGGACAUAUUUAUGGAGCAGCAAGUGACGAGGUUUUCAAAGCUAUUGAGGAGUUAAAUCAUGGACUAGAUUACCUCUUGACAUCGAUUGAAAAGCGACCAUCACUUAACUGCUGCCUCAAUCUGAUUUUAUCAAGUGAUCAUGGAAUGGCGAACAUCAGUUCAGACAGAGUUAUAUAUCUUAGUGACUACAUACACCCGAAUGAGUAUAUAUCUGCUCCUAAGAAGUCAGCGGAAAUCUUGACACUUUGGCCAAAGCCAGGACAUACUGCGCGAUCAUUAUAUGACAAACUGAAAGACCAACACUUCAGAUUAAAUGUCUAUUUAAAGGAGGAACUACCAACACGUUUCUUUUAUGAUUCAAGUGAUCGAAUUGGUCCUGUUGUUGUAUAUACAGACAUCGGAUGGACGAUUAUUGUUGACAGAAGUUCUGGGGUAACAUUGAAAAAUAAAGGUUCUCAUGGUUAUGAUCCAGAUUACAAAGUUAUGUCUCCAUUUCUAAUGGCAAUGGGACCUCUGAUAUCUAAACAUCAAAAAACAAAAUUAGAAGAUACAAUCAAACUGAUUGAUAUUUACUCACUGAUUUGUCUUAUGCUUAAUUUGAAACCUGCUCCUAAUAAUGGCAGUGUUUGUCGAGUUGCCCCAUUGUUAAGUUAUAAAAGCAUUGCCAAUGUCAACAGAUCACCUAUCACAUUCAUUAUUAAAUUUGUUAUUCUAAGUAUUUUCAUGUCAUACAAUGGAUUAUAUUAUUGAAAUAAUAAACUUUUCUAGUGAAUGAAUCGUUGAUGUUCUGAUAAGGAAACUUGUUUAUUUGUUUGUUUUACCAAGAUGCAACUAAUUACGUAAUUGUCAUGUGUUAGACACACAAACAAACAAACAAACAAACAAACAAUUGAAUUGUUCAGUAAUACUCAGAUUGUAUAAUUUUUUUUUCAUUUUUGAUAAGUGGUUUGUUUGUUAUGUUUUUUUUUGCUGACAUUUUAAUGUAUGUAUUCAUAUGAAAUAGUGUAAAACAUUUUAAAACAUAAUCAAUAUUCUGAUUAUUGUAUCAAUAUGUAAUGUGGUUGUACAUUGUUAUUCUGUAAAGUGUGCACAAAAAAAAAUAUGUUAACACAUAUUUUUGAUACAUUAUGAUGUACUUACUUACUACUUAUAGGCUUAAGUAAGUAGUAUGUAAGUAUAUCUUCAUGCAUCAAUUUAUCUUUAAUCCACUUUCAUAGUUACAAGUAUGUUUAUAAUAUCUAUAACAACUUUGGCUUUGGAUUGUAAACAUCUGAUGAGAAUCUAAUGACAUUAAAUGAAUUCAUUAAUUAUUUUGCACUAAUCUUUGUUUUUGCUCUGUUUAAGAAAAAAAGAAAGGGGAGUAUUUGAACGUACAAUUGUUGUCAAUUACAGCCAUCUACUUCACCCUCUAUCUUCCCCUUAAAUUUUCUACCCCACCCCCAACUGGUUUAUUUCUAUUUCCACGAUCUUCAUUACAUUUAAUCUCAAUUUCAACAUUAUAUCAUAUCAUGUUGAGCUAUCCUUUCCCAAUGAUAAUCUCCCUAUUUAUCUUUAUGAUGAAUACCUAAGCCAUUAACAAUCAAACGAUUAUUAAACUUUAUUUUUAAAAGAAUUUUUUAAUAAUUUUGUUUAAUUAAUUGAUUAUCAGGUUUUACAGUUACAUAUCCAUAUUUACAAAGGUCAACAUAAAACAUACAUUAGUGUAUCAUACAUUAGUUGUAUCAUUUGUAAAUGAGAGCGGUCAUUUAAUGAAGGUUAAAAUGAUUCACCUUUGAGUUUCAAGUUGUUAUUAACAUAAUAGGAAUGAAAUAAAUUGUGCUGUGGGGCCAGCGAAAUUCCACUGAGCCCUAGCCAAAUCAUCCGGUAGUUGGGUCAUUGAAUAUGGAACAAAUCAUCAAUCCUCGUCGAGGUCAAGGACAGCCAACGCGCAUCAGUUAAUCGUACGCCAUGGACUGGCCCAUGCGGCAGUGGUCUCAACUUCGUUUGUAUCUACUUUAACUAAUAUAUUUCUGUAAUAAC
Schistosoma spindalis is the source of this 2678-nucleotide messenger RNA. NCBI's taxonomy places the organism in Eukaryota, Metazoa, Platyhelminthes, Trematoda, Strigeidida, Schistosomatidae. The record is from the annotation of a GenBank genome assembly.